CGGAUCUAAACCCGUUCUUGCUCGAUGGUUCACUGUUUCUCUCUGGAUCUCCGCCAUGGCCGACGAGAUGGCGAGCUCGCAGUCGCAGUACCCAACCAUCGAUCCCGGGGAGUUCGACCUUGUGGUUUAUGGAACUGGGCUUCCUGAAUCUCUCCUCGCCGCCGCGGCGGCUGUGGCCGGGAAGACCGUGCUCCAUCUCGACUCCAACGCCAUCUAUGGCUCACUGUUUUCCUCUGUCCCUAUCUCCUCUUUGCCAUCUGUGUUUGAGGAUUCUCCCUUGUUUUCUGAGAUCGAGACGUUUGGAUCAGCUCCUGAGGCUUCGAGAGGGUUUUUGUUGGAUAUUCAUGGGCCUAGGGUUUUGUUUUGUGGGGAUCCGAUGGUGGAUCUGCUGAUCAAGUCGGGGGCGAGUCACCACGUCGAGUUCAAGAGUGUGGAUGGGAGUUUGAUCUUCUGGGAUGGUAGGUUGUGCCCGGUGCCGGAUUCUCGGCAGGGUAUAUUUAGGGAUCGGAGCUUGGGGCUUGCAGAGAAGAGCCAGAUGAUGAAGUUCCUGAAGCUGGUGAGGGAUCACAUUGGUCUGGAUGGGAAAGAGGGGGGUGAUGGCAGUGGUAGCAUUGCGGAAGAGGAUUUGGAGAUACCGUUUGUGGAUUUUCUCGAGAAGCAGCGACUUCCUCCCAAGAUUAAGUCAAUUAUUUUGUACGCGAUUACAUUCGCUGAUUAUGAUCAGGAUGGUGGCGAGUCCUGCAAGAAGCUCAUGAAGACGAAAGAGGGCAUAGAGAGUAUAGCUCUCUACAGCUCCUCCAUUGGGAGAUUUCCCAAUGCAAUGGGAGCAUUCAUUUAUCCAAUGUAUGGACAAGGAGAACUACCUCAAGCCUUUUGUCGUUGUGCUGCUGUUAAAGGUGCUCUUUAUGUACUUCGAAUGCCAGUUGUAUCCCUUCUCAUGGAUGAGCAAAAUAAACUGUGCAAAGGUGUUAGGUUGACUUCUGGCCAGGAAAUUCUUAGCAGUCAGUUAGUAAUGAACCCAUCCUUUGUGGUUCAAAAUUCAGAAUCACAUAUGCAAUCUGCGCGAGAAGGUUUGAAUUCUUCAAACCUUUUGGGGAAGGUUGCUAGAGGAAUCUGCAUAACCAACUGUUCUGUACAGCCGGAGUUAUCAAACAUUCUCCUUGUCUUCCCUCCCAGAUCUUUGCACUCUGAGCAAUUGGCCAGUGUUCGAGCACUUCAAUUGAGCAGUAAUGUAUCAGUAUGUCCUCAAGGAUACUUUGUGGUGUAUCUUUCUACUCUGUGUGAUGAUGCCAUUCUAGGAAAAGAAUGUCUUCAUGCAGCUAUUAAUGCUCUUUUCAGCUCAAGUAGUUCUGAGACAAGCACAUCCUCAAAUAAUGGAGAUCCAGAGCCUAAGCCAACUCUAUUAUGGAGUUGUGUUUACAUUCAAGAGAUCUCACAGGCAUCGUGUGAUGCUGCUCUAUGCUCGUGUCCUACACCUGAUGGGAAUCUGGAUUACCGGGAUAUAUUGGAAACGACAAAGAAGUUAUAUCACAGUAUGUACCCAGAUGAGGAAUUUUUCCCCGAGUCGGCUGCUUCUGUAAAUGCUGAAGACGAUGGCGCGUUGUCUGAUUAAGACUCAUCUGCAAAGUGGCAAACAGAUUGGAAAUUUUCUCAUAAUUGAUGGGAAACCUGCUCAGAUUGAUUAGCAUCCCAAUCCUUGAGUAGAAGUUUGUGACAAAUCAAUCCAACUGGUGCAUUUACCAUGGGCUUCAAAUUCUUCACUUCUCACUUGGAUACAAAGUCUUUUUAGCCGAGAAAAGUUUAAUACAUUUUAUCUUAAGAUCAUAAGUAUUGAAAAGAAGUGUAUUUGAUCUUCAUGUGACAUGUACAAUUACCUUCAGUUUGUGCUAUCUUUUCUAAGUUUCAGUGAUAAUAUAUUUUUCAUAAUGUACUGUGGAAAUAAAUGAAAAGGAUUGUUUUGGAUUUA
Messenger RNA from Dioscorea cayenensis subsp. rotundata (Guinea yam), 1966 nucleotides. RefSeq names its product rab escort protein 1. Gene Ontology annotation, biological process: vesicle-mediated transport; small GTPase-mediated signal transduction; protein geranylgeranylation. Gene Ontology annotation, molecular function: GDP-dissociation inhibitor activity. Lineage: Eukaryota; Viridiplantae; Streptophyta; Magnoliopsida; Dioscoreales; Dioscoreaceae. The record is from RefSeq and is a predicted model, not a curated record. Gene Ontology annotation, cellular component: cytosol; Rab-protein geranylgeranyltransferase complex; nucleus.